AUGGAAGAGAGAAGAGUAAAGGGCAUGAACAAUCUGAGCAUCAAGAUAACGGCUACCCCUACUACCCCUACUACACUAGAGCUUUUGGGAAAUAAGUCACAGAAAUGGCAGGAAGAAACCUUUCACACAGCUUGUGAAGAGCUCUGCACACAAUUCUGGAGGAGACUCAAGGAGCAGGCACACCAGCCUACCUUACCUGUCACUAGACCAGUAACAAGAGAAUCAAUGGGCAGCUGUUGCCUUCCUGGGCAUGGAGCUAAAGGGCAUUCACACCCUAAAAGCAGUUCACGACCUUCAGGAGCUCUGCACAAGAGCCUCUCGGGACAAUACCCUGCGCACCCGUUGUGGUGUGGAGAUUGGACAGUGCGUGAAGACUCUGGUGUUAGCUUGGGGCUGGGGGUGCGGGGUCUGGGAAAGCAAUAA
This is a messenger RNA of Pelobates cultripes (western spadefoot toad), 423 nucleotides long. NCBI's taxonomy places the organism in Eukaryota, Metazoa, Chordata, Amphibia, Anura, Pelobatidae. The record is from the annotation of a GenBank genome assembly.